Phalacrocorax carbo (great cormorant) is the source of this 2247-nucleotide messenger RNA. The record is from RefSeq and is a predicted model, not a curated record. NCBI's taxonomy places the organism in Eukaryota, Metazoa, Chordata, Aves, Suliformes, Phalacrocoracidae.
GCCAGUUUGGAUCAGCUGUCUGGGCCGUACCCCCUCCCCUCCCGGCUCCUCAUGCACCCGGCAGAGAGGGGAGGCUGGAGAAGUCCCUGACCGGUGUAAGCCCUGCCUAGCGACGGCUAAAACAUCAGUGCGUUAUCAACGUUUUCUUCACGGUAGCUGGUGUAGCGCCGUGUUUCGGAUUUAGUGUGAAAAUAGUUAACUCUGUCCCAGCUAAAACCGUGACAAUUGUGUCACUUGGGCUCUGCCGGCGGCGGCGUGGGCAACAGCAGCGUUACGCCCGUGUGUGCGCAGCCCCGCUGAGGCGGGCGGCCCCAUGGGUGCAAGGCUGGGCUGAGCAGGGUCCCGAGCCCCGCUCCGCUGAUGAGGGGAGGUGGGGGGCGUGGGGGUGUUCAUUGGCUGCUCUGGAUGGGUGGUCUCCGGCCGCGCUCGGGGCCGUCCACCCUGCUGCCGCAGCACCGGCGCCACUCGGGGAAGGCGGCUGCGGGGGCCCAGCGCGAGGGAUGCUGGCAGCUGCACGGCGCCCGCCCCUGCACCGCAUGCACGGCCCCGCGCGCCGGGGCCCAGGCGCAGAGCUGCACUGCGGGCUAGGCUGGACGCAGCGGCAGCGAUGCUCCAGCGCUGAGCGCGGCCGGUGUGUCAUGGGGCAUCCUGGGGGCUGGCUGGGGGCCGCCAUCACCCGCCUCCUGCUGCUGCUCGGUGUCCCGGUGCUCUGCUCGGCAGGGCUGGGGGAGCCGGGGCCCACCAUCGAUGGGCAGCUGCUGGCAGAGUGCACGCUGCGGGAGGAGGAGAGCCGUGCCUUCACCUGCCGGGCCCCCCGGACAGCCCCUGGCGCCGCGCUGGCAUGGUACCUCGAUGGCCAGAAGCAGGAGGCAAACUGCUUGGCCGCGGGCACUGCCAGCACCCUCACCCUCACCGCCCGGCGCAGCGACCGUGAGCUAAACUGCUCCCUGAUCGACCCGGCCUCUGGGGACACCUACAACGCCUCCGUCCUCCUUGACGUGCAGUAUAAGCCAGAGAUCCUGCAGGCAGAGGCCCGCUACCAGGAGGUCGAGGGCGCUGGGCUCCUCCUGCUGCUCUCCGUGCUGGUGCAAGCCAACCCACCCGCCAGCAUCACCUGGGUGGACCAGGACGGGCGUGUGAUGGCCAACGCCUCCGAGUUCCUCCUCCUGGGCACCACGCGCUACCCAGGACUGGCCAACCACUCGCUCCGCGUCCACCUGGGCAGCACGGCUGGCAACUUCUCCAUCAGCGCUGCCAACAGCGUGGGUGUCACCACCGCCUCCCUCCUGCCCCCAGGUCUGCUGGAUGCCCGCGUGGAGCUGCCCCUCCUGGGCGUUGCCGUCGGAGCAGCCCUGGCCCUGGGCGCCCUGCUCAGUCUGGGCUCCUGCGCCGCCUGCCUGGCGUGCCGCCGGGCCGAGCCGGUGCCAGGUAAGGGGCAGGCGGGAGGGAGCAGCCCGCUCAGCCGCUGCUCCCCUUGCAGCGGCUCUGAGCAUCUGCAGCCCCGGGGGGCGCGUCUGCCCCGCCAGACCCGGUCCCUGCCGCCCGACCUGCGCCUCGGCGACCUCGCGCAGGAGCCCGGAGCGUCCCCCAGGGAUGUGGGAGCCGGUGCCAGGGAAGAGGAGAUCUUCCUGCCGGGGCUGGAGAACUCCCUGGUCCUCAGCAAGCUCGGUGAGGGGGUGCAGGGUUCAUCCAGCUCCCGACGUCCGGGCGUGUCUACAAAGUGCCGAGCACGAGCAGCGAUGAGAUCUGGCUGUGAGCCGCGGUGCGGUGCCCCGGCGGCGGGGCUGCCCACCCCCAGGCUGCUUUGGUCAAAUCUCAACGUCCAGCAGCAGAUGAACGUUGAUCCAGGGGAUGCAGGUUUAACGGGAGGCGUCAAGCAAGGCUUAACACGUCUGCGGCUUGUGAAGUUGCACCGUACCAACCGAUUUCUGCAGCCAGAGGAGCAGCUGGCAAACAAAACACGGAGUAAAACCAGGCGGUGACAACCGAAAGGAAACAAAGCUUCACCUGAAGGAAACAGAUCCAAAGUCUGUACCAAGACUUGCCUGAAGCAAGGCUUAGACCCGCUGCAGUUUAAAGCUAUAGCUUAAAGAAAAAGGUUAGUUUUUUCUGCUUGUUAAAGCCAAGUUAUCAGCUGUGCUGCAGCAACGAUAGCCAUGUAGACAAAAGUAAGAGUAAAACGCAAUGUUUUUGCUACAGCCGGCAUGGAGCAAGCGCCUCCUCCCUCCAUCUCAACUCACUGUGAUG